AUGGGUCAGACUCUGGCGUCCUUCUUACCUCCUGGGCUUUCUGCAGAGGUGCGGAGAGCUUCAUACGAAGCUCCUAUGCCUCCAGUUGACGUCUCAGAGCUAGCUGCAGGCCACGUGCGUCCUGCUUGCUUCCCUGCAGUAACCCGUGUACCUCGGGGACGUCCGAAGAAGGAGCGUGUUCGCCGGGAGGGUGCCCGGCUACCUCGUGGGAGGAGGAAAUACAUGGAUCACGGGGGUUUAUUACCGUUAGGAGCUGUUGUAGCAGCUGCCUGA
Messenger RNA from Venustampulla echinocandica, 273 nucleotides. RefSeq lists its product as uncharacterized. Bases 1 to 273 code for a protein of 90 amino acids. The transcript has a single exon. The record is from RefSeq and is a predicted model, not a curated record. Lineage: Eukaryota; Fungi; Ascomycota; Leotiomycetes; Helotiales; Pleuroascaceae.